Molecule: messenger RNA, 4827 nt
Organism: Caenorhabditis bovis
Lineage: Eukaryota; Metazoa; Nematoda; Chromadorea; Rhabditida; Rhabditidae
Source: the annotation of a GenBank genome assembly
AUGGAAGAGUCAAUUGAAGACGUUGACGAGCGUCGAUUGAAUCGCGUCGCUUAUGAAUACCUGUGUCGAUGCGCAGAAGUCCGUGUUUGGCUGUCGGAAUGCCUCAACGACUCGAAUAUUGUGCCUGCCGGAGAACUUGAGGAAAAUAUGCGGAAUGGCGUUUUAUUGGCGCGACUCGCCCAUUCAUUCGCGCCUGAUGUCGUCCCAGAAAAGGGCAUUUUCGAUAUUAAUCAGGAAAAGUAUGCACAGAAUGAGAAUGUGCCCGUCUAUCGUCACACAGACAACAUAAUGCAAUGGCGUCGAGCAAUGGAGAGUGUCAAUUUGCCGGAGAUUUUCAUUCCCGAAACUGCUGAUGUGUUUGAAGGCCGCAAUACGAAGACGAUCUUCUGUUUGUAUGCUCUCGCCACUUUAUUGCACCGUCAGCGAAAAGCGCCGCCUAUUCGAAAUCUGGCCGGACAAGCGAAAUUCACCUCGAAUGAGCUCAAUGAGAUGAAGGAGAAUCUGAAGGACUCGAAGUUGCCCGAAUUCGGAGAUGUUGGGCAUUUGUUGUCUGAUCGAAAACAAGAUAAUGCCGAUGCUCACUCGAUGGAAUUGAUCAUGAAGGCGGUUCAAGAGAAUGAUCUCACCCUUCUCAUUGAUUCACUCAAAUCUUGUGGUAUCGAUUAUGUUGAAGAGAAGCUGGCCAAAAAAUACAUGGAAGCGCUGAAAAAAGAAAAUUCCGAAAUUUAUGUGAAAAUUUUUGUUCAGAAUAUUAUUAAUGAUACGAAUAAUACGAGCGCUUUGUCGGAACUUGUUGAAAUACUCAACUCGUCGGACCCUCGCUGCCACGAAGCGAUUCUUGCUGUCCUCGAUCUUCUCCAAUUCGAAGAUGUCCGACCAACGGCCAUCAAUUUGUACAUUGAUCUUCUUCGUAGGUAUCAAGCUGAAAAUGACGGCUUAAUGGAGAAGAAUGGCAUUUGUGAAGUUAUCAAUCAAGCGAAUGCACUUGUUGAAGUGAAGAUAGCGGUUGAACAUGGCUCAUCUGAAGAUGUGUUUCAUGCGCUUUGCAAUCCACAUCUUUCAUUGAUUCCGAACAAGUCGAAUGCGAAACUUUAUUAUAAUCGAAUUAAAUCUGCCUACGAAGAAGUGAAUGAUGAUAAUUAUUUUUUGGAUCGUAGAAGUCUUGAAGAGAUUGUUGAAGAAUUCGGAGAUAUUUCAGCGGAUAAGAGACAAGUUUUGGAAUUGAAUGAAUCGAUUUCGAGAGAUGAUCGAGAAGGAAUUGAGCACAUUUUGAGCUAUGACGUUUUUGCUGAUAUCUAUGUUGAGCAGAAUAUCGAAUAUUAUGUGAAACGGCUGAAACUCAAAAAGCCUGAGACUGUCAGUGAAGUGAGAAAUUCGAUGCAGGCAGUUAAUGAGGAAAUUCAAAAAGGUUUCGCCGAACUUGAAAAUGUAAUCCUUCUCAACAACGCGAUGAUUUCUGGUGACGAAACGAGGAUCCGAAAUGCGCUCGAAUCGAUUGUUUCGUUGAAUCGUUCAGCAAAUUAUCGAAAAGAACUUUCGCAGUGGUACACACGACGAUUGCUCACUGCUCCCGAGGAGAAAAAACCCAUCGAGGGAAGCGAGAAGUGGUUGGACCAUGAAUGUCACGCUGGAAAUGUGUACAUGGAGACGACCAAAUUAACGAAAAGCACAAAACCGAAGACGCCGAUCGACUCGGGAAUGUACAAAUGGGACGAGAUCUCCAAGUUGAUGGACGAAGAAAACGCGAAUUUCGAUGAAUAUUAUCGAAAGAAUGAGCCGAAAGUGCUCAAAUCACAAGCUGCUCUUCGAAAAUUCAUUGAAAAGAAGAGGCAAUUGAAGGAAGAAAUCGAGAGAAGUGAGAAGGAACAAGCGGCGAAGAAGAUUCAGACACAUUACAAGUCAUACAGAAUAAAAAAGGAUCUCGAAUUGCUCAAAAACUCGACAGUGCCGACGCUCGCUCUUGUUCGAAAAUUCGUCAAGCAAUUGCCACGAAAUGAAGUCGAUUUUACUGAUGACAUUGAUGUUGCAAAUGCAAAAGUUGAAGUGAUUCGCUUGAUGAACAGCAAUCGACAAUUGGAUGCAGAUCUUGCCGAAUUGGAUGAGAAAAUCGGUCUUUUGAUCAAAAAUAGAUUGAAUUUAUCGGACGUGAUCGCACAUCGCGAGAAGACUGCAGAAGCUGCCGACUCGUUUUCGGUUCGCGGAGUUUCGUUGAGAAAACAGAAAGAUCGCCAAAAUCAAGCAACUGUCGAACAAUUAUUGUAUUAUUUGCAAACGAAUACAAAAUAUUUGGCGAAUUUAAUUGAUGGAUCGGAUGAAGUUGUUCUUCCAAGAAAAGAUUUGAUAGCGAAUGUGAUUUGCCCGAUUUUCGGAUUUCUCAGUGAUAAUCGAGAGCAGUUUUUGAUGAUUCGUUUACUAUGUGAGCUUCUGGGGCGUCAAAUCGAACGAAUGAAGAAGAUUGAAGACUUUCCAACAAGCGAUUGUUUUUCAAUGAUGACGCAGUUCUUCACACAAGGACAAUUCGAUAAUAUUCUUGCGGAUCCUUGCCAAGCUGCUUCUGAAGUGUUCACGGCUUUUUCAGUGGAAGAAUCUCGCGUCAAAACAUUCCAUUUGGAACCCAUCACGCUAUACGAAUCAAUUUAUGGACGAACAAUUGAAACGGCUGAGAAAGCUCUUCAGGAUGAAGCCGUUUCGCAGAUUCUGAGCGAUUCGCUUUCGUUUUUGGCGAAAUGGAGUGAGGAAAUCACUGAGGAAUUGUUCAACAAAUUCACAUUACCAAAAAGUGCCAUCUUUUUGACAUCAUACUUGGAAAACGCGCUCCGUCAUCAAUUCCCAUCGGCGGCAACCAACCAGAUCAAUCACUACUGCGCGAUUUUCGCAUUCAAAGUGUUUUUGUCGAAGAGUUUGGUCUCGCAGCGAAGUUUGUUCCGGGUUCUCGGCAAGCAAAUGGGCGAUGAUGCGAUGCAUCGACUCGAAUGUAUCACACGGUUCUUGGAAUUUGCAGUUGAGAACAAGGGUUACGGUAAUGAUAAAUGGUAUUUGACGGCUCUGAACAAGCAAAUUCACAGUAUUAAUCAGAAGUUUUUGGCUUAUAUGAUUCGAUCCAUGCGCAAUGUUUCACUUGAUGAGAUUUAUUCGAUGAACGAGUUCACUCAAUUUGAUCCGUUCCAAAAACCAACACUUUCUCUUAUGGAUCGAGAUAUUCAGACGGUUUUGGAUUGUUUGAAGAAGCAUCAGAACUUGAUUGAGACCGACAAGGAGGAUCUCGUUCUGCAGUUGAUUUGUUGUUCUAGUGUUCCGCAAACAUUGGAUGGCGAUCGAAUGAUCACACUGCAUCUUCAUCCGUCGCCGAAUGAGCAGAUUGCUGAUGGAGAAGCGCCGCAAUUGUUCGCUAGAGCCAAGAAGCUCGUCGUCGAGCUUCUGUUGUGCGAACUCGCCGGCCAGAAUGUGUCAGAGCUUCUCGAAACUGUGCCGACAUCGUCGAAUGAGAAAAAUCUUAAGGUGGAAUCGAUUAAAAAGAAACAGGAAAGCCUGAAAUUGGAUCUAAAAAGUCUCGAAGCAAACGGGAAGACAUCAAAAGACGAUGAUUAUCAGUCGAUCGUCACUGAUAUUGCGAACGAUAUUCGAUUGCAUGCCAGACGACAGAGAGAACGCGCCGAACAGAAGAGAAGUGUUGCUGAGACGAAGAGGAAAUUGGUUGAGCAGCGAGAAGAGCUCAAAGAGAAAAUGGCGCGUUACGAGGAAUACCUGAACACGUGUCUUGAGAAUCUGUCGCGGACAAGUCGACGACUCUCAUUUCGGCCGAACACGAAGGAAGCGGGAAAAAUUCAAAAGGAGCGAGCUUCACUCGAUCAGAUCAAAUCGUAUAAAUCGUCGGCAGAGAAGCUUUUCAAAAAAGGCGUUUUGGUUGAUGUGAUUGAUUACCAGUCGCCGAAGAAAUUGACGAAAUUGUCGCUGGAAAUUGCGUCGACGAACGAGAAGGGCGUAUUCGCGAUAAUGCUGUAUGAAGCGGGAAAAAUUGCCGAUCAAGCGACACUUCAUUUCCAGGAUCUUCUGAAAUCGGAUUCGGUGGAAGAGACGAAAUUUAUGCUUGAGGACAAAAUCGUGUUCGACGUACCGAAAACCAUUCAAUAUAUCAACAAAAAGUUUUAUAAUAAUUGCGACACGUCACACGACGCUUCGUCGCUGUUGCCGCCGACGCCGACGCCUAAUUCGAUGUCACCACAACUGUAUUCGAAUAUGACCGCCUUACCACGUUUUCUUGUUCUUCUCGCUUUUAUUUCUUCGAUUUGUGCUGCUGCGGACAAUUCCACAAUAGCAGCUAAUGUUUCGACAAUAAGCUCGAGCAGCUCGACGAGCAUCAGCGUCACAUUGUCGCCCUCUACUACUCGAAUCCCCAUGUCGCGCUCACAAAUAGCAGCUCAACCAGCUGCUGAUGCUCCGAUAGUCGCGGCUUCUUCUGAGCCGGACCUCAAAUUGCACGGAAUCACUGAGCAAAACCUCAACAUGAAAUACUACAACUUCAUCUGUUCGUCUCAUUUUCAUUUGGACUGCAAGAUAACCGAGACACUUCAAAUCUGCAUGAAAGGCAAUCACGUGGCCGUUCUCGGAAUGCCAUUGACAUUCGACAAAAACUCCGACGACACCUCAUUCUUGUCGAAAUGGAUUCGCAAAUGCGACGGCAACGACCAGGAGAUGAAUCAGAAGGCCAUGAAAAUCAUCCGCAAUCGAAUUCAUUACCAAAACGAGAAUAAUUGGUCAAAUGUAUUCAACGCGGGUGCUGCUCCGCAAUUAUUUUCCCUUCUCAUUUUCUCAAUUUUUGUAAUUUGA